AUGACUAAAAAUCAUUUUAAUUAUUUACAUUCAUUAAUAAGUCUAUAUAUAAAAAACAAAAUUGACUGUAAGAAAGCCAUAAGCACAGAAGAGAAAUUAGCAAUCUGUUUGAGGUACAUGGCUACAGGUAGUUCAUUUACUACAAUUGGUUACAAUUUUAAGAUAGCGGGCCCUACAGUUUUAAAAAUUGUAUCCAAAGUUUCCAAUGCAAUAUGGAAGUGUUUACAGCCAAUAUUUAUGAAAGAAAUGACUACAGAAUUGUGGCUGGAAAAUGAGCUCUAUUUCAGGCAGAAAUGCAAUUUUCCAAAUUGUGUAGGCGCUAUUGAUGGGAAGCAUGUUUAUAUCAAAUCACCUUCCAACUCAGGAUCAGACUAUUUUAACUAUAAGAAAUCGUUUUCGUUAGUACUACUUGCUGUUGUCGAUGCAAGAUAUAAAUUCAUUGCAAUAGACUUUGGAUCAAAGGGACGUUUCAGUGAUGCAGGAAUAUUUAGCAACUCUGCAUUUGGAAAGAAACUAAAAGAUAAUUCAUUAUUUCUACCAGAAUCCAAAUCUUUAGAAGAAGGUGGUAUGGAAAUGCCUUUCAUAUUUGUUGGUGACGAAGCAUUUCCACUGCUUCCAAAUUUAAUGAGACCAUACCCUCAAUCGCAACUAAAUAAUCAGAAAAGAAUAUAUAACUAUCGUCUAAGCAGAGCACGGCGAGUUGUUGAACAAGCGUUUGGAAUACUAGCAGCACGAUGGCGAGUAUUUCAUACUGCAUUUGGUUGUAAUAUCCACACAGUUGACAAAGUUAUUAAAGCGGCCUGUGUUCUGCAUAACUAUUUGAGUGAAGAUAACGAAAUUCAGACUGAAAACAGUAUUAACAGUGUGUUGCGUCCUUUGCGACGAGGAGGCAAUAGCCCUUCUAUUACAGCCUAUCAGAUAAGAGAAGAAUUUUCCAAUUAUUUUAACGGCAGUGGUAGCGUACCUUGA
This is a messenger RNA of Parnassius mnemosyne (clouded apollo), 969 nucleotides long. The record is from the annotation of a GenBank genome assembly. NCBI's taxonomy places the organism in Eukaryota, Metazoa, Arthropoda, Insecta, Lepidoptera, Papilionidae.